GCGAAAGUGGACGAGGUUCAGUAUAUAACAGACGUGAGCAGCUACAGAGAGUCAUAGCAGCUGUUGGUUACCCAAGCAACAUGAAGCUUCUGGUCUGCACGUUAUUCCUAGCCGCCUUAGUUCUGGCUGAAGAGGACAAGAAGGACGACAGCAAGACAGUGAAGAGAGGAUUGCACGACCUGGGCUUCGGAGGAGGGAGUUUCGGACACGGAGGAGGGAGUUUCGGACACGGUGGAGGUGCCUCUUUCGGAGGACACGACGGCUUCAGUCUAGGAGGUCACUCCUUCGGCGGCGGAAGUUUCGGAGGAGGGGAAUCCCACCACGAGAGUCACGUGAAAGCCAUCACCAUCACCAAGGAAGUUAAAGUGCCCGUCCCUCAACCAUACCCAGUGCAUGUGGAGAAGAAGGUCCCGUACCCCGUGAAGGUCCCUGUAGCCGUCCAUGUUGACAAACCCUACCCAGUUCACGUCCCCAAACCAUACCCUGUCUACGUCGAGAAGAAGGUCCCUUACCCUGUGGAGAAGAAGGUCCCUUACCCUGUGAAGGUCCCUGUGAAGGUGCCGUACCCAGUCCCUCACCCUGUCCAUGUCCCUAAGCCGUACCCCGUGAAGGUCGCUGUGCCUCAUCCCUACCCCGUGAAGGUGCCAGUCGUGGUGGAGAAGAAGGUCCCUGUCUACGUGAAGGAACAUCACCACGAGGGAGGUUUCGGAGGAGGUCUGGAGGGACACAGCUUUGGAGGUCAAGAUUUUGGAGGUCAUGACUUUGGAGGUCAUGAUUUUGGAGGUCAUGGUGGUUUUGGGGGAUAUCAUUAAUGUGGAUGCAAUGACGCUGAAUAUCAAAUGCAAGCAGCAACGUUUGGCUCAUGUAUGUGCAAUGCAUGAGUUUAAAAGUGAAUUGUAGGUUCUCAGCUGAUAAGAACUAACAGUGUUCUUUUGAGGGAAGAACCAGAAAUUACCUGAAAUGAAUUGUUUUCGUGAACUAGUCAAUUUUUGAACCUGCAUCUCAUUGUCUGUCCUCCGUUAUUCGUCAUCAGCCAGAAGUAGAAACGCACAUAAUUAUUAUUUAUAAAACAAUUUGUCUUCAUAUAGCUUCACAUAUUAUGUUUUGUACUUGAGUUUCAAAUCUAUAAAUCAUGUAGUAACUUGAA
Zootermopsis nevadensis is the source of this 1147-nucleotide messenger RNA. The record is from RefSeq and is a predicted model, not a curated record. NCBI's taxonomy places the organism in Eukaryota, Metazoa, Arthropoda, Insecta, Blattodea, Termopsidae.